AUGACCGAUGACAUUAAGAAUCUCAUUCUAGCAAACAGUAACAAGGAGAUCUCCUUCAGCGGUCCUGCCAGGAGAGAAGGCAAUGAUGCGACGGCCUCCGUUUUAUCUACCUCGAUGUCCGUUAAACUUAGGGACCAUGGCGUCUUCGAAUCCAGAGCUUCGAUGAUACGGAACAUCAUGGACGCUCUUGCUGACAACAGCAAGAGCGUGGUCGGGGUUUACGGGAUGGGCGGGGUGGGCAAGUCCACCCUUUUGGAGGAUGUCAAAAGGAUACUAAUCGAAGAGAGGUCGUUUGAUUGGGUCGCUAAGGCCGACGUGUCGAAAAAUCCAAACAUCCAUACGAUUCAAGGAGAUAUUGCAGCCUGCUUGAAACUCACUGACAUAAAGAAGGAAGAAACGAUCAGCGCACGAGCGGAGCUUCUGCGCGAGAGGUUGGAAAAGGAGGGGAGGGAGAAGAAGAAGGUGCUCAUAAUACUGGACAACCUGUGGGAGAAGCUGGACUUGAAAUUAGUCGGCAUUCCUUGCGGACAUGACAACAAAGCCAUAGGAUGCAAGUUGUUGUUGACGUCGAGAGAUCAACGUCUUUUGCAAAGGGAAAUGGGCUGCGACAGGGAGUUCCUCCUUGGUGGGCUGGACAAGGAAGAGGCAAGAGCUUUGUUUGAGAGGACGGUGGGAGACAAAGUUCACGAUAACGAGUUCCAGCCCUGGGUGGAAGCAGCACUCCGUAGAUGUGCAGGCGUGCCUUUCCUCAUUGUUGCAAUGGGGAAACUUCUUAAAUACGCUGCUUUAUAUGAAUGGAGGGACACUUUGAAAAAAAUCGAGAAGUUUAACCAUAGAGAAAUCAAUGGUUUGAUAGAUCAGAUGCUGCAAUGGAGUUAUGAUAGAUUAGAAGGGGAGGCAAAGUCAUUAUUACGACUCUGUGUUGUUUACAGUGUCUCCAAGCCCUCUCUUGAAAACUUGGUGAGGUACGGCUUCGGUUUGGGGUUAUUUCAACAAGUUAGCAGCAUGGAAGAAGCUAGAGAUAGGUUGCACACACAGAUCCGUGCUCUUCAGGCCUCCGCCCUUCUGUUAGAUAGCGAAGACAUUGGUGGUUUCAAGAUACAUGACUUAGUUUGCGAGUUUGUUGCCUUGGUCUCUUCGAGAGAUCACCACCCUCUUCUCGUGUUGGAAGAUCCAGUUAAGUCACUAACAGAGUUGCCGGAGGACAAGCUCGAAAGUUGUGAGGCGAUGUGCUUUCCCAAUAUGAAGGAGCUUUCGCAAGAAUUAAAUUGCCCCGAAUUGCGCAUUCUUCUGCUGUCCACAAAGGACGAUUCUCUUCAUAUCCCAGAUUCAUAUUUCAACUCUAUGAGGAAUCUUAUGGUCUUAAAUCUUACUAGCAUACGUCUCACUUGCUCUCCUUCGCCAUUUCAAUUCUUGUCAAACUUACACACCCUAUGUUUUCAGAAUUGUUCAUUUGAGGAUGUGGCCAUUCUUGGCAAUCUAAAGGGGUUACAUAUUCUCAGCAUUGUGGACUCCGAAAUCCAGCGAUUGCCGAAAGAAAUUGGGCAACUGGUAGAGCUCAGGUCGUUAGACUUGAGCCGUUGUCCAAAACUUGAGAUUAUUGAACCGGGUGUACUUCAAAGCUUGACCAACUUAGAGGAGUUGUACUUGAAGCAAAGCUUUCAUCAUUGGAGUGCAGGGGAGCAAACUCAACCAACUAAUGCAAGUCUGAGUGAGUUGAAUCACAUGAAGAAACUAUGCACUCUGCAUGUGUCCAUUCCCGAUCCGAGGGUGCUCCCGGACGAUCUAUACGUUGAGAAAUUAACCAAGUACGAAAUCCGAAUAGGUAAAGAGUGGCGCUGGUGGAAGGAUUGCAAUGGAUCGAGGACAUUGGAGCUCAUCAACUUGGAGAAGAUAUACCACAACCAUAUCUCCAUCAAGUCCUUCAAGACGUUAAAAGUAGUACGAGUUGAAGGUUGCGACAAGAUGGAAGUUCUGUUUCCUUGUUCGGUGGUGAGACAACUUCCACAUUUAGAAAAGAUCGAAGUUGUCGAUUGCGAAUUAAUGCGGGGGAUUGUAGAAGCUGAUGAUGAUCGUGGUAAACUUGAGUUGCCUAAGUUGCGUGUAUUGAAAUUGUGUGGGUUGCCAAAUAUCGCUAGUUUUUUCUCAACGGGGUCGUCUCCUUCGAGGAGUACAUCAGACGACCAAGUGGGCACUCAAAUUGCAUUCUUCAACGGACAACAGGUUUCAUUUCCAUUCUUGGAGUCCUUGACAAUAGAAGGACUUCCCAAUUUAAAUGAGAUAUGGAGCGAUGAAUCUCCACUAGAGUCGAGCAAUCUCCGAUCUCUCAAAGUGGUGCAGUGCGAAUCUCUCUCAAAGGUUAUCAGCUCCAAAUCGUUGGUAAAGCUCCACAAGUUGCAAACUUUAAGAAUCAAUGAUUGCAGUUUGGUGCAAGAAAUUUUUUACCUUGAAGGACCAAGCGCCAAUGGAGAUGUUGAGACUCUGUCAGAGUUAACCACCUUGGAAUUGAAUAAGUUGGGGAGCUUGAGGCACAUAUGGCAGGAGAAUCCUAGUGGAAUAGUGAGUUUUCAUAAAUUAAAGGAGUUUAAGUUGGAUGGCUGUGACAACCUUGAGUUUAUAUUUUUUCCAUCCAUGGUGAAAUCUCUCGCACAACCGAGAGAUCUAACGGUAGCAAAUUGCAAGAAGAUGGAGACGAUCAUUGCGGAGGAAGAAGGGCUGGGAAUGGAAAUAUCAAAAACUUUGACAUUCUCAAUGUUAACCAAUUUACUCUUACGGCGUUUGGAAAGCUUGAAGUGCUUCUCUCGCAGAAAGUGUAAGAUCAGUUUUUUCUGUUUUAUCACUAAAGAUUUUCGUGUAGAUAGAUUUAUCCUCGAAAUACAAAUGAUGACAUUCUUUUCAUCCAAUGACAAACCAAUGACGGGUUCACGAGAAGCUCAGAGUCGGGACCGUGUCAACUCACACUCUGCUGCACUCUUCGGUGGAGAGGUUGCCUUUCCAAGUUUGGCGAUAUUAGAAGUUAGUGGCUUGGGCAAUCCCGAGUUUUUGUUUUCCCCAUCCAUGGUUAAAUCCCUUGCAAAACUGAGAAAUCUAACGGUAAGUGAUUGCAAGAAGAUGGAGGCAAUUAUUACGGAGGAAGAAGGAUUGGGAGUGGAAAUAUCAGAAACUCUGUCAUUUCCAAUGUUAACUAACUUGCGCUUAACUAACUUGGGAGGUUUGACGUGCUUCUCUAGCGAAAAAGGAUGGCUCAAGAGCCUGGAAAGUUUGAAGGCAAAAGCAUGUGUUUCACUUGAAGUUGUUCUUGAACUUCAGCCACUAAUUCCUCUAGAUGGACAGCCUGUUGCUCUUCCGUUAAAAGAGGCGACGGUAUCGGGAUUACCAAAGCUAAAAGAUCUAACCCAACUUGAAGAGUUGGAGAUCCGUGAAUGUGGCAUUGCAGAACUCAUCGAGAAGGAAGGAGUACCGGUUCCCAGGAUAUUGACGGAAGUUAUUAGUGACAAGGGAAGUAAGGAGGGGCAUGAAGUGGCUUUCCAUCAUUUGAAAUGUAUGGAGCUUGAUGGGUUGAUAGAGUUGAAAUGUUUCAGCUCAGGUGGAUGCGCUUUAAUAUUCCCUCUCUUGGAAGAUGUUAUUGUGAAUGGAUGUCCCAACAUGAAGUUCUUCUUUGAGGGGCCAAUAGAGGCACCAAAGCUGGAUAGCCCUACGGCUGCUAAGGCUAAGUUUGUGCGGCUGUUUGAGUUCCCUGAGCUCGUUGGAAAGUGGCACAACGAACAUAAUCCCGUCAAUUCAUCUUGGCAAUUAAAAACCCUGGUGGUGGAUAAGUGUCCAUCAUUUAUUAAUGCCAUGCCAUUCAAAUUGAUGCUUGUUUUGGAGAAAAUGACUAGCUUGCAAGUGCGUGAUUGCAAGUCUUUGGAAGAAAUAUUCGAUCUUGAAGGGCUUGAGUCGGUGGAAAGCACUCGGGUGCUACCUCGCUUAGAGGAUUUGCACUUGAUCAAUCUACCAAAGUUGAGGCAAUUAUGGAACAAAGAUCUUCAAGGAAUGAUGCGCUUCAAUUCUCUGUCUUUUUUGUCUUCUCUGACUCUUUAUAAAUUGUGA
This is a messenger RNA of Rhodamnia argentea, 4089 nucleotides long. Its product is annotated as disease resistance protein At4g27190-like. The transcript has 7 exons. NCBI's taxonomy places the organism in Eukaryota, Viridiplantae, Streptophyta, Magnoliopsida, Myrtales, Myrtaceae. Gene Ontology annotation, molecular function: ATP hydrolysis activity; ADP binding. The record is from RefSeq and is a predicted model, not a curated record. Bases 1 to 4089 code for a protein of 1362 amino acids.